Messenger RNA from Epinephelus moara (kelp grouper), 4630 nucleotides. RefSeq names its product muscular LMNA-interacting protein (gene mlip). NCBI's taxonomy places the organism in Eukaryota, Metazoa, Chordata, Actinopteri, Perciformes, Serranidae. Gene Ontology annotation, molecular function: lamin binding; transcription corepressor activity. Gene Ontology annotation, cellular component: sarcolemma; PML body; nuclear envelope. Gene Ontology annotation, biological process: negative regulation of transcription by RNA polymerase II. The transcript is spliced from 12 exons. Bases 108 to 2774 code for a protein of 888 amino acids. The record is from RefSeq and is a predicted model, not a curated record.
UGCUUCCCGUAUCCGCUUUGAUCAACAAUUUAAGUGCUGAGAUAAGUUUUCCUGAAGCACGGACAUGAGCAGCACUACUUGUGGAUGGAGAGGCAUUUGAAGCAGGAAUGGACGGUCUGAUUAAGAGUCUGGGGAAGAUUUCAAUAGGAGUGCCAUCUAAGCCCUCUAUUUUCACAUUUGUGCCAGUGGUGCAGAAAUUACCAAUUGAAAGCAUUGUUACGGAGGAGGAGAGAUCUGGAGCUCUGACAGGAAAACCAAAUAAGAACUUAUCUGCGUCCCAUGAGAAGACAACCGGGGAGACCAUGUCGGAGAAGGAGAUUUUCAAAGCGGAGAAAGUCUUUAUCAAAGACCCUGUAGAGGGAGGAGCAGGAAACGCAACCCAACCAGGGACAAAGCGUCACCCUUCACUGGAUCACGUGAGCCUCUCUCACACCAAAGCGUCUCCUUCAGUCAGUGUUCAGUCUGAAAAUACCCCCAACCACGUCGCUGCCGGCACGGCCUCUAUGGAAACAGCUGUUGAUAAACACUGGGGCAUUUCCCAGCGGCAGUGUCACGAUACCUCUGGACUUACUGAGGUUAGCUCGGGUUACUUUGUAAAUAGGGCGUCUGUGUCAGAAGACAGAAUAAGCCCCACAAACUCGGCAGACCUGUUCCCCACCCCGGCAUCAUCCAGAGAGUCCAUCCUCUCAGAGGGCUCGGACAGAGAGAAGGGCUGGUCAGCUGUGCAGCUUUGCUCUGUCACCUCUCCCACUUCUCUCAGCCGCACUGUCUCUCCCUGCUCAUCAGUCCGCUCUGGCGUCUUCUCUCCUGCUGUCGUCCAGAUCAAGAGGCACUUUCUGGCUCCUGGCUCUAGUCUGGUUCAAACCCCUUGUUUCUCAUCCUGUGAGAGCCUGUCCUCCUCUGGCUGUCCCCAGUCCCCUCCUCCUCCUCCCCGGCACCGGCCUCCUCUCACCCGACUCUCACUCCUCACUGCCAUCUUGAGAAAAGGCCGUCUCCCUGUCCUGUCUGCUGCUGUGCAGAGGCCUUACACCCCCUGCUGGCCUGUUAGCCCCGUGACCCUGUCCUUCUGUAACGCAUGCUCAGCAGCCUCCAGUGUGGCCUCCAUCCCCCUCGAGUUUUCCUCCCAGUUCUCCUCAUCAGCGUCUAUAGAUAGUCAGAGCCACAUUUACAGGGAGCCUCAUAAAUACGUCACAUCUCCUCCACCUUUGCAGUCGAACAAGCUCAGCAGUAGAAGCCCACAAACUCAAGUGCAAAGCUGCUCGGAGCAAAUUAGCUCAGGCAAUGUGCCUAGAUGGGAGCAGGUUAUUUCACCCUUGGCGAGGAAGAGCAGCACACUCCCCCGAGCUCCACCUCUAUUCUGCUCAAACUUCAAUUCUGUUUCUCCAUUAAAACAUGAAGUAAUAGACUGUUGUGCAACUUCCAAGAAGCUGCAACACACACACAUGUCCACCUCCAAGUCCCCUGAGUUGAAGCCCAUCAACACUGGCAUACACCUCAAGGGCCCUGCAGAUAACAACCAUAAAAAACUCAUCUCCUCGUCCCCCAAAGUUACUAAUGAGCAAGAAACCUCCAUGCCCCAGAAAUGGGGUCGCCCAGCAAAUUCAUCUCUCUCAAGGCUUCAAUUGCUUUCUCAGCAACUGAGAUCUCCACCUGUCUGCCCUCCUCGGCUUCAGCCUUCUCAGUCACACUUACCGGGUGUCACAAUCAUGCGUAACACAGCAUCACCACCUGUACAAAACACCACAGGGAGGUGUGAGUCAGGGAGGAGCUGUCCUGAUUCCAAAAGUGCCACAACAUCAGCUCACAUAGCUCACUGUCUGUCUCCUUCCCGCUACACACCCAUUGCUUUUCCCGGAUGGCCGUCGCCCACCAGCUCCCCCACACCUACGCCCUCUCCUGCUCCACCAAUCAGAGACUUCACCCCGUCCCCUUCUCUCUCCAUGCGCUCCACGCCCUCCCCAAGGCCGGGGAGUGGAAUAUCAGACUGCAGUGACAGGGAGGGUAAAAAAAGAAAGACACACAAGAUUAAGUCAAGCUACAAAUCGCUCGCUGCAAUUCCCACAAACACCCUCCUGUUGGACCAGCAGGCAAUAGACGAACAGGUAGAGAGGGAAGAGAGUCCGUGUGACAGGUUGGAAAGAGGUGAUACGUUGGACAGAAGUGUUGCAGACACCCACGCUGAGAUGUGCUCGCCCGCUGAGCUCCGGCAGCAGUCAGAGGAACUUUAUGCAGUUAUUGAUGAGAUAUUGGCAAAUUCCAUUCCAGAAAGCAAAACAUCCCGCUCACAGCAGUCCGACAGGUCAUCGACCAAUGCUGGUCUGCAGCAGGACUCGUCAUUUACAAAAUCCUUGGGACGUGAAACCAAAUAUGCAUCUGUAUGCAGCUUGCACCCAUCUACCGGUGUGGAAAGGAAGCUUAUGAAUCCUAAAAAGACAAAGCCCGGGGUUAUUCGCCCCAUGACGGCCAUUCCAAGGCUGACAGUCGAGGACAAGGAAGAAUUUCAUUCUAACCCAUUUAGACAGGUUGUCGUCAAGCAGACUGACAGUAGAAAGGUGGAAAGCAAGAGUCUCGAAGACGUCGGCAAGGAUUUUUACAUGAGUUCAAAAGGCCAAGCACGGAGAGAAGAGAAGAAGCCUGAAAGACGAGGUCCAUUCACAGUAUGUGACCUUCAGAUAACAGAACCUGGAGACCAGACGAGUCCCACAGUGAAAGAUGCCUCAACAUGUUUCGGUCCAACUCAGCGGCGGAGGGAAGCUUUUGAGACUCAUAUUUAAAACAUUUACCCUCAACCCUCUUUUGUUUUUUAUUAAAACAAUUAUCUGCUAAGGCACAAUCAGCACUAAACACCACUACACAGUUAAAGAAGCAAUGACAAGUUAAUUGCACCUUGCCUGAAUUAGUGAAUGAGUUUAUAACCAAAUGUGCAACAGUUAACAGCAGCUGACAACAAAGGUUCGAUAAGCCUUACAGAAAUAAUAAAAAUGGAAGCAACAGAUGGUUCCCCAUUCCCACAGUUACUGCUGCUGCGCCUGUCAAACUGUUCAUUUUCUCGCGGCACUUUCACAGUUUGCAGUGAUAAGAGGUGGCAGAUUUACCGCUCGAAAUUCUUUGUGAUUUUUUAAACUAUGGGGGCUUUGUUUCAGACAGAAGACACUGCUUCAACAUGUGGAGAAAUCCAACGUUUGACAGCCCUGCUGUGCCUUACUGCUUCUAAGCUAUGUUUAGAAAGUUGUUUUUUGGGGAACGGGUUUAGUGAACAGGGAAUUGGCGCAAAACAUCCAACAGUGAAGAAAGAGAGUUUAGCUGUGCAGGAUUUUCCUAAAGAUAAAGCAAACAACUGAGCGAACAUCAGGUUGUUUCAGUUGCUCUCAGUGAAGAUGUCCUAACCAGCUCGUGUGUCAGUGAUUAGGCUAAGUGACAUUUUGUUUGUUUGAAAAACUUCUCGGCCUGGUUCACACAGACAGGGUUGCUGCUGCAGUGCUGCCCAGUCUUGGUGGCUGAAAAAUGAAGCCAAUAUGGAACUGCCAAAAACUGCAGUUCUUUGAAUGGCCACUUGAGGCUAGCUCCAGAAGCCAGUUAGUCCCUGUAGACCCCCCUGUUAAAAUGCCCAACUUUACAGCAGGAAUAAACAUGUUUACAGCCAGAUACAAAAAACGGUUUUGGUCUCUAUAACUAAUGAUUCCCUUUAUGACAACUGUACAGGGGAUGGAUUUUUAUAUAACUCACCUGUUUACAUUUUAUAAAGGCUUAAAGUUACGCAUAUUUAAGGGUAGGCCGCUUUGAGUGACAGGCCGGCUGAUGAUAAUGUCCUCGGCUUCUCAGUCGCUCCUCCACAGCUUCACCCUCUCAUCCAAAUAUGGUCACCUCUGACUACAGAGGUCCAAGAUGGUGACUGUUGAAAUGUGGAACUUGAGGCUUCAAAUCAGGAGUCCACAAACCAAUGGGUGACGUCACAGUAGCUACAUCCAUUAUUUUUAUAGUCCAUGGAUGCUAAUGCAGAGCUGUCUGCUGUUAUAAGUACUAUAUUUCCACAAUGAAAAACCAGUAGUCCACUCAUCUAUGAAGCUGUGCAGACACUUCACUGUCAACAACACAGUCCUGCAAAUAUCUCACAAUAAAAUGCUUUGUGUUCUGUGACAGAAUCAACGUUGUCAGAAGGCUUUUUUGUUGAAACAGAAAUACAAAGUGUUGAGUUAAAAAUAAAUAUUUUUUUCAUAUGUGUGACAGAUAUAGACAAUGAAACUGUAGUGAAAAGUGGCACAAUGUCAAUAUGAUUAUCAAAACACCAUUUCACUACCAAAAAUCUUGACCAUGAAAAAGACAAAUUUUGCAGACACAGUGCCCAAAAAAAAAAAAGCAAAUAUAGUGAGGUAAAACGCCAAGUGGACAAACUGGGCUUGGCUUUCACUUUCACCACUGAUACCUCUUACAAACGGUUACUGAGGUCAGUUACCUGCAUAGUUCACUCUUUAAAGUAAAUUAAAAUCUAUUUUGAAGUAGAAAAGAAAAAUGUAAAACGCUUAACGUGUCUCACGCUGUUGGAAUUCACAAACAUCAUGAAGGUCAUUGUUAUAAAUCCUUAAAGGAAAGGCUGUAAUGUAAUAAAGGGCAUCUCUAUCUCACCCUAUGU